AUGAUUGAUUCAACUUCAUCUUACAAAGGAAGCAACGAAGGAGCCCAAGAUACCAGCGUAAGGCAACUGGAAAAUUUAAAACAUUCCCUUGGUAAAACCCUUGAAAUAAUGAAGUCACAAUCUGCUCAAUAUGAGGAUAUAAACGGAAAGCAGAAAGCUCAUUCCAUUUUAAAUUCAAAAGCAAAAGAAGACGGCAAGCUGUUAGCGCGCAUUGGACAAAACGUGUACAGUGAAACGACGGGACCGGAUGGCAAAGCGACCACCAAAGUUAGAACGGAUGUCGAUAUACCCUCCAAGGGAAUCCACAAAAGUGUCGUUCAGCAGCUCCCAGACGAUGAGCAAGAUCGCACCGGCAAUGCACAAAGGCGUUCUCCCGUUUCAAAUCGAAUCUCGACAGACUUUCAAAAUGCUGUUAGUAAACUGGACAUUUCUAACGGCGUUCAGUACUCCCCUCUAGAUAUGGCAGAAUAUAUUUUUUGGACUGGCGAUGAAAAAGGAGUCAGCUUGUCUAUAGAAGAGUUUUUACAGGACGGUUUGAUGAGCCGCGAGGAAGCAAUUUCUUUUCUGCAGGAAAUAAAGUACAAUCUGGAAUAUCUGAAAAGCCACUAUAAUCAACUCGGUUCAAGCUCCAGGGACCAUUCCAAGAACAGUGACGGAGAGGAAAAACAAAACAACGAGUUGGAGAGAAGCUCUGCUUUGUACGACAAACCGGAACUGCAGACCAGCUUCGACAUAAACCAGCUGCGACAGGAAGCGGCCAAAAAGAGAACAUCUGAACCUGUGAUGACUAAGACAGCUCCUAUCAAGCUGACUAGACAGGAACCUGACCAAGACAAAACAACAGAAGAAGAAGCAAUGGAGCGUUUAAGAAUGGCAGAUUUUCUGUACACUCAAUAUUCACUGGAAGAAGUUAUUUAUCAGCUGUCCAAGAUUAUGUUUGUCCAAGGUUUAACCAACGGCAAUCUACAAAGUCAACGAUCUUUGCAAAAGUUUACAAACUUUCUAGAACAAGAAGCUGAAAAGGGUCAUAUUUCGAGAAAUUUGGAAAAAAAAGUGUUGGAUAUUUUGAUCGCAUCUUUGUCCGACACCCUCAUCGAGCAACCAGAAAUACUGAAUGCGAGCCAACAAGGCAAUGAUGCAGCCAUUCAUCAAAAUUUUAUCUAUAAAUUACUCGGGAUUAACCCAGAUCAGGAGUCAUUAAAAAAUGCAAAAAUUGGCAACCACGCUUCCCUUGGCAUUCCUUAUAAGAACCAGUAAACGGUUCAUAGUGUUGGAGUAAACGUGAAUCUAUAUCAAUAUAUGUUUAUAUACGUAAUAGUUUUCUUAAUGUUGUUUUCCAGAAAUUUAUCGAGGAUGAUCCAAAAAUGUUCCUUUUAACACGAAUAGUUCAUUAAUUUAUUAAAAGUUUAAAAAGCCCUAAAAGGCCCAGAUAGCACACUGACGUCCACUGGAUAUUCUUAGAACGUCAACCUUGGACAUAGAGGACGUCCUAUAGUAGUCUGUUUUGGUCCAUUAAAGACCGUCCUAGGAACAAACGUGACCAUAAUUUUGCUGCAAGGAAUAAAAAAUAAAACCUACAAUUUUAACACAACAAUUUUAUUCAUCCAAGUAUAAAAAAAAACAAAAAAUAUAUUGCAAUAAAAAUAAAAUAUAAAAACAAAAACAAUGUCCCAGAAUGACUGGACCAAACAAAACGGGUCGAUUCCUUGCAAAAAUCUAAGAAAGAAAUACUUCACUUUACAAGAAACAUAACCCCACUUUGUACAUUUGGGAUUUGUCCAAUUAUUUAGGCUUGUUGUAAAAUUUAGAUGUACUGCGAGCUUCCGGCGGGUAAAAUAAAGUUUUUAAGUACCUACAUGAAGAAAUUCCCUGGGAAUUAAAAACACCCCUUGUGGAAAUUUUUCCGUGAGAAAGUUUUAAUAAGAGUUUUAAAAAGACUCUUACUUUCUCCUUAAAAAGUCUGAAUAAGACCUAGCUAUUAAGUCGGAAAAAGUCUGAAUAAGUCUUAGUAAGUCAGACUAAUAGGACUUAAUAAGACUUUUAGCAGAGAAAUGGUAGGUACCUAUAGCGAUUAAAAUAAAU
Molecule: messenger RNA, 2082 nt
Organism: Brassicogethes aeneus
Lineage: Eukaryota; Metazoa; Arthropoda; Insecta; Coleoptera; Nitidulidae
Source: the annotation of a GenBank genome assembly